Messenger RNA from Diabrotica virgifera virgifera (western corn rootworm), 5044 nucleotides. RefSeq lists its product as uncharacterized. Gene Ontology annotation, cellular component: cell periphery. NCBI's taxonomy places the organism in Eukaryota, Metazoa, Arthropoda, Insecta, Coleoptera, Chrysomelidae. The transcript has 13 exons. The record is from RefSeq and is a predicted model, not a curated record. The coding region runs from base 126 to 3188 and encodes 1020 amino acids.
CUCGCAGGCGCUAUUAGAGUGUCGAAUUUCGACAAUAUUUUACUUAGCAUGGCGGCCUUUGUAUAGUUUUUUUACGGUCAACGUGUGUCUGUCCAUGUUUUGACGAGUGUGUUGAUACUUUGGAUAUGAUUGCGAGAUGUAUCAUUUCUUUUUUAAAUAUAUGGCUUAGUAGUGCGGUGUUUCCAGUUGGUGAUGUUCCCGGUAUCCAGUUUUCCAUUCCAAGAACUCACGUCGCGUUUAGUGGAGAUCUUCGAAUCGGAAUCGUUUCCACUUCUUUUCCACCUUUACUGUUACAGUUGUCGAGAGCAGAAGGAAAUGUAGUGCACCCAUUGACGACAUUUCCGGUCUAUCCAAAAGCUGGAGUGCUUCCAAAUAACUUUACCGUGAAAAUACCUUGCGUAUAUUUUUCCAGAGAGGGGUUGUAUUAUAUUGUAAUCAAAAAACAACCAAUAGGUUGGAGAAAUGCGUCGCUUGACACAUCUUCAGAAAACCUAAUAACAACUCGAAGUUUGGACGUUCGAUGGCCCACAGCCAAAUUAUCCAUCGAUGCUGAGAAUCUCCAGACAUAUCCCGAACAUUCUGUAAAGGCAUUUAUCGAAUAUCCUGACGUAAAAUGCGCCGCCCUAGAAGACCCAAACGCUCCAGAGUUCUUUUUAGAAUUGCAUUUCUGCGGAGACUCCGGCAAUUCUGUUAUGACAUGCAAAAUAAAUUCCCGACAAAAUAUUACGCAGGUAGUACAUUCGGUAAAAAUUCAAGGAUUUCCCGUCUAUCGAAUUGUGACAUUAAAUUGUGAAGUGUUUGGAUUAGCUGGUUAUUAUGGACUGUUUUUAAGACCAACUUCUACAUUAUAUGAUCUUCCCUUUACAUCGGCUUACAUAAAAGUAAAUUGGAGUGACCAGUUUGUUUUCAACGUCCAUGCCAGAAGUAUAUUCCCCUGCGAUGUUCACAGUGGAGGAAUCACAGUUCUUUUUGAAUAUCCUUCAUGCAUUUUGCCCGUUGGUGAUAGAAUACGCCUAUAUGCGAAAUUACGAGUAAACGUUGCAAGUCUAGAUCCACCAACUACCUUAGAAUACAUUUCUGAGCAAAGAGUUGUUAGAGGUCAGCACAGCCUGUACUUCGAAUGUGAUUUGUUCACCGAACGGUAUAUAGAGUACUGUUUCGUGUAUGUGAGUAAAGCCAUUACGGGAACUAUGACCGAUAUUAGGAUGGAUUGUGUUCCGACGUUACCAGUGACAGAUCAAGAAAGUGGAGGAUGGGGCAAAUGGAGUUCCUGGACACCGUGCACCAGUACUUGUUUUGGAGGUACCAGAAGUCGAUACAGGUUUUGUGAUUCCCCACCACCAAGAUACGGAGCCAAGUUUUGUGAAGGUUCAGCUGUUGAAACCGAAAAGUGCGGGACAAGCCUUAAAAGUAGAUGGGACUGUCUUUAUGGAGACGGUUCUACUUACAUUCAAGAUGUUGUAGCUGAGAUGCCUGAAGUUCAAGCUGAAGUGGGUACAUAUUGUAGAUGUGGAUGUGUUGUUCAUCUUGGCCAGGCAAAACCUUCACGACUGCUAGCAACUUCUUCACAAAGUUGUCCAGGAAGAAACUUUUGGCUGAUUCAGGCCGAUCCAGACUCCAUAAUUCAAUUUCGAGUGAUCCAGUUUCAUCUCUCCUGCCGCACACAAUCCUUAAAAAUUCGUGACGGCAACGCAUUGUCAUCGAAUUUACUGGCUCAUUUAUCUAGUGCUUUCGACACCGAAUCUCUGGUGGUGAACUCGACUGGGGAUAAUUUACUGCUUGAAUUUUUCUCGGCUGAUAGCAUCAGCCUCGAGGAAAUCUGCGGGGGUGGAUUUAUAGCACAGGCGAAUCAGAUUGGUUCUUCAAGGUUUAACGUAUCAGUCGUACCUGUUGCGCAAAAUAUUGGCGUAAUUCCAGUUGUUAUUCUAAAAUUGACAGCAGUACAUAUCACGGCAAUAUUUUUUCUGAGUGGAUUGCUGUUAGCAACUGUAAUGUUGGGCGUUCAAUAUAUUUUUCGGUACAGAAAAUACCAAGUAGCUGAUGGUGAUGAUCAAGAUUCCAUUUCUAAUCUAUCAGAUGUUGCAGUUCCUUUAGGAGCUAGGGUGUCAUCUAAUGCUACCCUAUUUUCAGAAGUUAUAUCUCUGAGCAGAUUAGGACCACAUUUAAAACUAAGAGGAAAACAUAUUAGAUUAAGGGAAUCUGCUGAUUGUGAAACACUUAAACUUGAAGAAAAAGUCACUUUAGCGAAACAAGAGUCCCUUAGUAUCGGCAGUACCACAACUUUAACCCAAUUUGAGGCAUCCACCCUACCUAUUGAUGAAUCGGAAGACACCACCAUUAACACGAGCUUAACAACUUCGACUUUAAAAAGAUCAUCCACUAUUGAGAGCGACAAGGACAAAUCUGAUGAAAAAACGCAAAAGGGCGAAGAAUCAAUGAAGCAGAAUAUGGCGAGACGACCGAGUAAUAUCAGUAACAUCACGUUGACCAAUGGCUGCUACUCAUCCGGUGGGACACUUGUUAACAAAGCAACUAUAAAGAGUACAUCUGUGAAAGAGACGAAGGAGAAGAAAAAUAGAGAAAGGCUCAUGUUAGGACCAACAGGAUCAGAUUUUUCAAUUUCGGCGCAGGAUAUUGAUUUGGAAAUGGACUAUUACGACUAUAAUGUAGUAAACGCGGGAGCUGCACCAGGAUCAUAUUUGGGUAUGGAUCCAGCAUUUCUAGUAUGGAUUCCACCAUUCGAUGAAACCGGUGAAAUAUUCCCGGAGUACGACGGUGACAACGAGUACCACGAAAUGGACGAAGUUCGAAAUUACGCCGAUCCAGGAAGCAACAAGGAAUCCCCAGAAGAAGAUACUGCGUUGCUUCCAAAACAUAAACAACCAGAACACAAAGAAAGCUUUAUUCCAUCAGCAAAACACGCCGGCCAUUCUGUCGAUAAUAAAUAUAUAUCGGAAAUCGAGCCCUUAGUCCACAAAAAGAUUGCAGAGACACAGCUGGAAGAUCUUUCGAAGAUAUUGAAAGUGUCUCCGAAGCUUCUUCGGGAAGAUAUGGAAAAAGAGACGGAGUUUGAGAAAUUUUCCAGUUUGGAAAAUAUCGACAUCAAAUUUGUUGACGAUGAUGAAGCAGGGGAGAGUUGCAAUACAGAUAUGGCAUAUCAAGAUAGUAAUAUCAUAUCUUCUAACUAAAGACUGAUUAGGUUUAGUAGCUAGGGCAUUUAAAAAUCUUUUCGAUGGUAUUAUCUCAAAGUAAUUAACAUAAUCUUGCAGUAUUGUUAUUUUUUAUAGUUUAUUAAGAAUUAUAUUAUAAUUUUCAAUAUAAUUUUAUCUUUCUCAAAUAAUUUUAAAUUCUCUUGAUUCUAACGCUAAAAAUAUAGAGAAAGAAAUGUAGUUAAUUUUUUUUUCAUCGAUAAGCCAAAAAAACAAAGGUAACUUAUUAUCGCUGUUUUAUUUUUUAAAUAUACCUUCAUUAGUGUAGGUUUUUUUAUCAUUUUUUGUUUUGCUUGUAAGUACUUCUUGGAUACACGUUGUUUUAUUAUUAUACAUAACGUUUUCCUACGUCUUCGGAUACUCAGUCGCCAUUUUAUUUAUAGACUUUUCUAAAUUUCUCUGUAUCUCAUUUUCCAGUUGAUGUAUUGUCUCCAACUAAGGCAAGGUCGUCCUCUUUUCCUUUUAACAUUAGGUUGCCAUGUUAUGAUUUGUUUUGGAAGUCGAUCUUCGGGCAUUUUUUGGACUUGUCCAUACCCUCUUAGUUGUUGAGUACCAAUAUUUUCUACUAUUGUAUGAUUUAGUCUUAUAAUUUUUGAUAUUUUACUGUUAGUAACUGUCUCUAAUCUCGAUUUCCCUACCAAACGUCUCCAAAAUACAUUUCCGUUGCACAAAAUUUCCAUUGCUUCUAGCGUUCAUUUCUAACUGCCAUACCUCACUUCUAUAAAUGAUUGUCUUUUUCUUUAGAUGCAAAUCCACUAAUGGAUGUAGGCGAUCACAUUUUCCAGUAACUCUCUGUUUCUUGAAGUAUGUAUCAGAGAUUGUAUGUCAUUAAUCCCUGUUCAUUGUCUUAUAUUUCCGAGCUAGGACAUUUUUUUGCGUCCCAUUCCUCUGUUGCCUUCAAUUUUACCCUUGAUUAUAAGUUGGAGCAACUGGUAUUUUUCAUUUCGCACGAUAUGACCUAGAUGCGCUGUUUUCCUUUUCUUGAUAGUUUCGAAAAGUUGGCGUUUUUGGAUGAUUCUUUUAAGGACAUCUAGAUUUGUGACUUUCGCCGUCCAUGUUAUCUUUAGGAUACGGCGAUAAAGCCACAUCUCUAAAGCUUCUAAUCUGUUUAUAUCCCUCGUUUUGAAUGUCCAGCCCUCUACGCCAUAUAGCAGCACUGACCAUACGUAGCUCUUAGUAAAUCUUAGUCUCAGUUGAAGAUCGGACUCUGAACAGAUCAGUAUCUUCCUGAAUUUUACGAAAGAUUGUCGAGCUUGCUCAAUGCGACAUUUUACUUCCCUGUCCGAUGUCCAGUCUUCAAAAAGCCACAUUUCCAGGUAUUUCAAUUUGCUCACUCUCUCAAUGGACUUGGUACUAAGAAUUGAAAUUUUCAAUUAUUUCUUCAACUUUCUGUUAUGGUGGAGUUUUUAAGUGCAUUCAAAUUUUCUGGAGAUGGUAAUGAAUUUGGUAUUUUUUGUAUUAAUCUCUAAUCGCUUUCGCUUAUUCUAUUCUCCGAUUACAUAAUAUAGUGACAAGUUGUUGAAGAUUGACUAUGUUGUUACAAAUUAAGACACCAUCAUCAGCAUAUCGUAUGUUGUUGAUCAAUACUUCAUUCACUUUGAUUCUUAUCUCUGCAUCUUCCAAAGACUCCGAGAUAUGGCUUCCGAAUAAAUGUUAAAUAAAAGAGGGGAAAGCACACAUCCCUGCUGAACACCCCUUCUUAUAUGUAUGGGUUUGGAUAUAGAGUUGUCUAUUUUUAAUUGUGCCCUUUGAUAACAGUACAAGUUUUCAAUGCAUCUUAUGUCGUUUUGGUUUAUGUCAAGUUUCUUGAGGAUCUGCAUUAACUUAUGGUGUUU